UUUGCUACGUUGUCCCUCGUCACUGCCGGUACAGUCCUUCCGAGCUCGUUUAGCUCAUAGUUUAUUGGUUUAUUGGUUUGUACCCUUUCAGUUUGACUUGCUGAUCACCGGAAUUUCGGUGCGGCUUGUGCAGGAUCAUGGGGUACAGGACCUUUGCGGGCAUUGCCUGCCUGCUGGUGUUUGUCGCGCUGAGAGUCGACUUGGGCAGUGCAGCGGGAUUCCAUCGCGACCCGCAUCACCCUCGACCUCGUGCCAAAGCCGCAGCGCCAGUGGCUGACGAAGUGCCGACGGUAACUCCAAUGGAAGCAGCCGGUUAUGGUGUCAUACAGCGAGUGCUGGGUGAAGAAUACACGGGCAAGUUCCAGCUCUGCCAGAUAACGGCCAAUGCGGGGGAGAAUGAUACGUUUGAAUUGCGUCAGUCUCCAGCUGGCCUGAUUGAGUUGUGCGGUACAAACGGUGUGGCCCUGGCGAAGGGUCUGUACUGGUACCUGCGUACCUACUGCAAUGCAACUGUCACCUGGGGACACCACGGCACUGGUGAUCAUCUGGAGCUGCCAUCGCCACUGCCAGCCGUGCCGAAGACUGUACGAGUGAGCAGCUCUGUGAAGUGGCGUUACUACAUGAACGUCUGCACCGUGUCCUAUUCGUCGGCAUGGUGGGACUGGCGGCGGUGGGAACGUGAGAUUGACUGGAUGGCGCUGCACGGUAUCAACCUGCCGUUGUCGUUCACCGGUCAGGAGUACGUCAUUGCAGAGUACUACAAGAGUCUGGGAAUGACUGAAGAGGAACUGCAGGCAUACUUCAGCGGACCGGCAUUCUUGGCGUGGAAUCGCAUGGGCAACAUUCGCGGCUGGGCCGGCCCGCUGACGCCGGACAAUCGCAAGGCACAGUUCAUGCUGCAGCUGCAGAGUCUGGAGCGCAUGCGUGCACUCGGCAUGACACCAGUGCUGUCCGGUUUCUCCGGUCACGUGCCGGCUGCGCUGGAGCGUAUCGUUCCCGGCAUCGAACUGACCGAGUCACAUGCCUGGGGAAAUUUCAAUGACUCGUACACGAAAGUGCGGCUGCUAGACCCUACGGAUUCGCAUUUCUUGUCUCUUGCAAAGGGGUACUAUCUGAUGCAAACCGAGCUGAUGGGAACUGACCAUGUGUACAACGUGGACACGUUCAACGAAAUGAACCCGUCCAGCUCAGACCCCGGCUACCUGGCCAACACCAGCGCGGCCGUGUUCCAGGGCAUGCGCGCCGCCGACCCGGACGCCAUCUGGCUGAUGCAGGGCUGGCUCUUUCUGAGCGGCUUCUGGAACGAAAAAACCGUGAAGCCGUACCUGGACGCCGUGCCCAACUCUGGCAUGAUCAUACUGGACCUGUACACGGAAGCCGUUCCAAUCUGGAGUCGGUACGAGUCGUACUACGGAAAGCCGUUCGUGUGGUGCAUGCUACACAACUUUGGUGGACGCCGUUCGCUGUGCGGUAAUCUGACUCGCAUUGCGACUGGUCCAGCGUCGGAUCGUGUGCUAGCUGGCAGCUCCAUGGCUGGAAUCGGGUUGACGCCGGAAGCCAUCGAGCAAAACCCAGUCGUGUACGAGAUGAUGUUGGAGACGGGCUGGACGACACAGCCUAUCGACGUGCCGAGCUGGAUCAGUGACUACGUGUACGACCGGUACGGAAACUCAGCAGGUAACGCCAAGCUGCAAUCAGCCUGGGCACUGCUACGCGAUUCCGUCUACCAAUACAACUUUGGCCAGACGUACCUUGGCGGACUGCACCGUUCACCGGGUAUCCCUAGCGUGACGUCGACAUCAGGGCUUGGCGUUUAUGCCGAGCCAUCAGACCCCUCAACGAUGUGGUCCGCAGGGCAGCAGCAAGAGAGCACGCCGCUGCUUGGCAGUGGGUACGACAUGGCUGGCGUCACCGCGGCGUGGAGACUGAUGACGGCCGGUGCACAGCAAGUGGGGUUAGCCGCGGGGCAAAUCUCGGGCCCACUCAGCUACGACUUGGUGGAUGUGGGCCGACAGGUGCUCAUCGGUGUGCACGCUGAUCUGGCCACACUAUCGUCUGCAGCGUACGUCAGCUGGGCCAAGGAUAAAGUGAACACAACCACACAGCUGGAUAAACUCGGCACGGCAUUGCUGGACCUUAUCUAUGACCUCGAUCAGCUACUGAUCACAGACAGUAACUAUUUACUCGGUCAUUGGCUGGACACUGCCAAGGAUUGGGCAACGGAUGAUGCCGAACGCAAGCAGUUUGAGGCGAAUGCUCGCUACCAGAUCACACUGUGGGGACCCAGUGGUCAGAUCAAUGACUACGCUGAGAAGCACUGGGCUGGCCUGGUUGGCACCUACUACCGCGGCCGCUGGAACCUGUGGGUCGAGACGUUGCUCACAGCCGUGACCACAAACACGCCAGUCAACACCGGCCAGUACGGUUCAGCGCUGCUGGCGUGGGAGCAGGCCUGGUGCCAGGCGAACGAAUCAUACACCAGUCAACCGGAGUCGAGCCUGGUCGUCACCAAAUCAGCCAGCCUUCUAGCGAAGUGGGCCACUGCACCGUCCGGCGCCGAGUACCAGGUGUUUAAGGACACGGUCGUGAACGGCUUCGACAUCCACGCCGGCCAGGCACUGGUUUCCAAGGACGUCGAGCAGCUGAAGAUGUUCUGCGAAAUGGAGCCGACGUGCGUUGGCUUCAUCUCCACCGGCUACCUGAAGACGGCCAUCGAUCAGCGCUCAACGCUGGCUGGCUGUGACCUUUACGUGAAGCAGAAGUGAUCGUUGAACACAAUGUCUCUCAUGCAUUUGUGACUAUUCCCUGACGUGAAACCAUUGUUUGUGGGACCAAAGUGGUGGUUUCCCUGGUUACCUAUACACCACGUCUUCGUUUUUGCAUUUGUGGAAUGUUACGUACGGUAGUUUGGUACCGGUGACGUCAACAGUCGCUGGUACUCAAAUGAUUCUCAAUUUUAGUUCGACAUUACAUUAUACACGCGGCAAUCUUUUGCUGGAAUUGUCUUCGGCUGCAAUUCACGAGUGUUUCUUUUUUGUUGACAGAAACAACUUAGCAAGUGUG
This is a messenger RNA of Sycon ciliatum, 3063 nucleotides long. RefSeq names its product alpha-N-acetylglucosaminidase-like. The record is from RefSeq and is a predicted model, not a curated record. The transcript is spliced from 5 exons. Lineage: Eukaryota; Metazoa; Porifera; Calcarea; Leucosolenida; Sycettidae. Bases 138 to 2765 code for a protein of 875 amino acids.